AUGGUUCGCCGAAGUACGGUUGUUCAGUUCGACAUCAAUACUCAGAAACGAAUACAUCGAUCGUUUUACAACGCUGAACCUCAAAAGGCAAGUUUUAAAGCACUUUUACUAAAUUAUUCGCAGGAAGCAAUAAAUUAUCUAGCCGACAGUGCUUUCAAUUGGAUUAGGCAGUCGCGGCGAGAGUAUCACUCUUACUGUUAG
This is a messenger RNA of Acanthoscelides obtectus, 201 nucleotides long. Lineage: Eukaryota; Metazoa; Arthropoda; Insecta; Coleoptera; Chrysomelidae. The record is from the annotation of a GenBank genome assembly.